AUGAGCACUGUUGUUGCCUUUCCUUUCCUUGAGUUACUUGCCAUAGUAACCAUCCACCUUAGCUUUUGCUAUGGAAGCUCUUACCAUCUGGGUUGUAUCGAGAGUGAGAGAGAAGCACUUUUAAGGUUCAAGAAAGAUCUCAUUGAUCCUUCAAAUCGGCUUGCCUCAUGGAGUACUGUCAAUGCAGAUUGUUGUACAUGGUCUGGUGUUGUAUGUGACAACAGGACAGGCCAUGUCCUGGAGCUCAACCUCAGAAAUGAUGUUUGGUUUGAAGCCAUACCUUCCAAAAUUCUUGUUGCCGAACGUGAAGCUCCGGGAAAGUCAAUUUUGAGAGGUAAGAUUAAUCCCUCUUUACUUAAUUUAAAAUACUUGAUGUAUUUGGACUUAAGCAGCAAUGAUUUCGAAGGAGUUCAGAUUCCUGAAUUUUUUGGUGAAAUGAGAAAUUUAAGAUACCUUAAUCUUUCCACUGGAGGAUUCACAGGAAGGAUUCCCCAUCAACUCGGGAAUCUCUCUAAUCUUGAAUAUCUUGAUCUCAGUUGGGCUAACACUUUGAUCAUUGAAGAUGAUGACGAGGAAGAUAAAUAUGGGUUAGUGCAUGUUGAGAAUUUGCAAUGGUUGUCAGGUCUUUCUUUGUUGAAAUACCUUGACUUGACUUACGUGGAUCUCAGCAAAGCCUCUGAUUGGUUGCAAGGUCCAAUUCCCGAUUCCCUUCAAAAUUUGACUUCCCUUAGACAUCUUUAUAUCAGUUAUAACUCUUUCAAUACUUCACUACCUGACUGGUUGUACAAACUUAGCCGUCUAGAAAAAUUUUAUCUUCCCUUCAAUAGCUUGCAAGGUAGUUUAGGUCCUUUAGGAAACUUGACUUCUAUCAAAGAACUGCAUCUCAGUAACAAUAGAUUUGAAGGUGGAAUCCCAGUAUCAUUUAAAAGACUUUGCAACUUAAGGAGCUUCUAUAUCUCACAGGUUGACUUGAAUCAAGAAAUAUCUGCAGUCCUGAAUGUUUUCUCUAGUUGUGUUUCGGAUGUGCUUGAGCAUUUGGAAAUGAACAGGUGCAAACUUUUUGGUCAAUUAACCAAUCAAAUUGGACUGUUUAAAAACUUGAACAAUCUUUUGGUAAGCUAUAACUCAAUUUCUGGUCCUGUUCCAUCAGCUUUAGGAAGACUUGGGUGUUUGCAAAGUCUUGAUCUUUCCUACAACAAGUUCACCGGAACAGUGUCUGAUAUCUAUUUUGCCAAUCUCACAAGACUGUUGCGAUUUGGUGCAUCUGGAAACUCUCCAACCUUGAAAUUCAGUCCUCAUUGGGUUCCUCCUUUUAAACUUCAAAAUUUAACUUUGAGUUCUUGUGAUUUAGGACCUCAAUUUCCAUCAUGGAUUCGUUCAUUAAAGCAUCUAUCUUAUCUAGAUAUAUCUAACUCAAGUAUUUUUGAUAGUUUUCCAACAUAUUUGUUUAAAUAUCCUUUCAAUAUUGUCUAUUUGGAUCUCUCAUACAAUAGUAUCUACGGUCAGAUUCAAAAUUUUAUAGAAUUAGAUAAACUUGAGUUUCUAGACUUGAGUUUUAAUAAUUUAUCAGGUCCUUUGCCUCUUAUCCCUUUAACUUUGUAUAUGCUCGAUCUAUCCAACAAUUCUUUCUCAGGAUCAAUUUUUCAUUUCUUCUGUCAUGAGAUGAAUGCAUCAAAGUUUUUGAUGCAAAUUCUCAUCCUUAAGAAAAACAUCUUACAUGGAAAUUUACCAGAUUGUUGGAAGAACUUCCCAUACUUAACAGUUUUGAAUUUAAAUGAAAAUAAUUUGAUCGGAAGCAUUCCAAUCUCUUUUGGUUCUUUAAAUUCCCUUCAAUAUCUACAUCUUCGCAAAAACAACUUCUUUGGAACUAUACCAAUAUCACUCAGAAAUUCUACGAAGAUAUUGACACUUGAUCUUGGUGAAAAUGCUUUUGUUGGGAAUGUUCCAGCAUGGCUGGGAGUAAGUUUUCCUCAAAUGGUAAUUCUCAAUCUUCGAUCAAACAAGUUUCAUGGACUUUUACCAAGAGAACUUUGCCAUCUUGCUUUUCUACAAAUCUUAGACAUUGCUGAUAACAAUUUUCACGGAACUAUGCCAAGAUGUAUCAAUAACUUCAGUGCCAUCACAAACCUUUGGGAAGAAAGCUCAGAUCUACGAUAUGGUGAAACACUUGAAUUCUUUCAAGGUUAUAUUGAAGAUGCGUUACUUGUGAAUAAAGGUCAAAUGGUUCAAUAUAACACAAUCCUCCAAUGGGUGAGAAUAAUGGAUCUCUCGAAAAAUAAUUUCUCUGGAGAGAUUCCUAUGGAAGUGACAGAUCUUGUUGCACUGCAAGCAUUGAAUCUAUCACACAAUCAUUUUAUAGGUACAAUUCCUAAAAAUAUUGGUGUUAUGAAGUCAUUGGAGUGCAUUGAUUUGUCUGGUAAUCAACUUUCCGGUGAAAUUCCACAAAGCAUUUCAAAUCUAACGUUUUUGAGUUAUUUGAACUUUUCCAAUAACAAAUUAAUUGGAAAGAUUCCUUUAAGCACUCAGAUACAAGGGUUUGACGCUUCUUGUUUCGCUGGUAAUGAUCUUUGUGGACCUCCUCUUCCCAAGAAUUGUGGUGCGAUUGUCACAACAUCAAAUUACAAAAAGGAAAAUGGUGGCAAUGAACAUGAAGUUGACUGGUUCUAUGUGAGCUUGGCACUUGGAUUUAUGGCAAGAGUAAUUAGUGUGAGCCAUAGAAAGCUAUUCGGCGAGCAAGGAGUGAAAGAAUGUGCCACAAAAGAGAGAACUAAGUUUUAG
Mangifera indica (mango) is the source of this 2778-nucleotide messenger RNA. RefSeq names its product receptor-like protein EIX2. The coding region runs from base 1 to 2778 and encodes 925 amino acids. Gene Ontology annotation, molecular function: protein binding. Lineage: Eukaryota; Viridiplantae; Streptophyta; Magnoliopsida; Sapindales; Anacardiaceae. The record is from RefSeq and is a predicted model, not a curated record. The transcript is spliced from 3 exons.